This is a messenger RNA of Gigantopelta aegis, 1096 nucleotides long. RefSeq lists its product as uncharacterized. Bases 115 to 441 code for a protein of 108 amino acids. The transcript is spliced from 4 exons. The record is from RefSeq and is a predicted model, not a curated record. Lineage: Eukaryota; Metazoa; Mollusca; Gastropoda; Neomphalida; Peltospiridae.
UUGUGUAUGUGAUACACACUCAUACGACAUACUUAAGGCAAAUAUCUACUUUUAAAACACGGCCGUGUAGUAUUUCCCGUAUAUAACUGCUACAUCACGUUGUGCUAUAACAAAAUGUGGAUGUUUGUGGCAUGGUUUCUAUGGAUAUUUCUUGCAGACUAUGUUACCCUAUCAUCAGCAACAAAUACAACGACGAUUUUACCAACAACGACCACGUCGUCGACAUAUCCAGUUGGUGUUGCCAUCACCGUGUCCAUAGUGGCGAUCUGUCUGGCUACAAUGUGCAUCUUGGUUAUAGCCCUUAUUGUGGGAUAUCUGUAUAAAAGAAAGAUCCACAUACUUUUAGACCGAUUAAAAGAAAAUGGAGGAGAUGGAAUUCAAAAUGAUGCAUACCAAGAAGCAACCCCUUCUGAUCCAACAGCGAUAACAAUUUCAACAUGAAACUUGUUCACUUAUUAUUUACCCAAUAUUAUUACUGGUGGAGCUAGGUGGUACUAUGCUUUAAAAACCCCCAUCAACAACAAAUUCUCCUGAAUGAGAAACAAACCCACUGUCCAAUAAGUUUAGGGUUUGUUUAUAUUAUACUGGCAUUACAGAGGAACAGAAAGGGUGGAGAGAAUAGUGCACAAGAAAACUAAGGCAUAGCUUUUCUAACCUUCUCCCCUUGAUACAAACCUGGAAUAAUACGACUGAUGAUUCAAAACAUCUCACAGUGCAUGUGGACACCUCUACGAUUUAAAAAGAAGAAGAAGAAUGUUUUUAGAAAACAAAAUGUCAUUGGUUCUCCUCUGCAUUUAAGUAUCAUGGCAUCAUGGACACUGAAACUGAAAGGCUGGUAAAGGUUGUCUGGAUCUAACUCUGAUUAAAUACUGAUUCACUAACAUUCUGGAUACUGAUACCCAGCCCUCGAAAUAUUAACCUGGGUCUUAAUCAGACUUGAACCCCCAACACCAUCUCGACGUUGACGUCGUUACAGACACUGCCACCAGAGCCCAAUAGCUGAAGAUUUUGUUUGCUCCAGAAAUAGUUGUCAUUUCACAAAGACGAAACAAAAAUUAAAGUGUCUCGUAUUUUGUAAUAAACAGAUUUAAUACAA